Messenger RNA from Cladophialophora immunda, 5529 nucleotides. RefSeq lists its product as uncharacterized. NCBI's taxonomy places the organism in Eukaryota, Fungi, Ascomycota, Eurotiomycetes, Chaetothyriales, Herpotrichiellaceae. The record is from RefSeq and is a predicted model, not a curated record. The transcript is spliced from 2 exons. Gene Ontology annotation, biological process: mitotic sister chromatid biorientation; mitotic spindle assembly checkpoint signaling; protein localization to kinetochore. Bases 64 to 5187 code for a protein of 1707 amino acids.
CAUGCAGCAUCCUUAAAACGACUUUACAGGUUUAAUGUCUGGGUGAGGCGAUAAGGCGCUGCAAUGGCCGACUCUACCGCAGAUCUGAGGUCUAGCAGACCAAAAUCCCGACAGUCAAUCGCCCAUUUGCCGUCUGCGAAGACGUCGUCUUCGAGGGACAAUGCGACAACUGACAUUGCUGCCCUCCAAGCUCGACAUACAGAGGCCAAAACAGCUAAGAAGAAGUCGCGUGGGAAGAGUCUGGGUCCGGGUGGACUUGAAGCCCUGAAGGAGUCUACGGGAAAUGCAACAAAGGCGACGACACCCUUCCAAAUAAAAUCAAUACUCAAACCAUCCAUACCCCUGACUCCUCCUAAAGCUAUACCAUCGUUUGACGAGCUGCGCAAGCGGAGUACAGGCAAAGACAAGACACAAGCGAAGAGCAACCCCGAAGAGCUGCUCAUUGAUUUCUCAACCCCCGGCCCCAGUGGGCAGAAUGCAGGCACAGUCUCGAUGUCAGGCGCAGAGAAUGUUGCAGACCCAUUUAGUCCUAUGGUGCGACGAUCCCCCAGGAAGGCCGACGGAGCUGGUGGAAGCGCGGAAGCCCUAGAGCGCCAACAGGAAGAAGAGCGGAAGCGCCAGGCAGAGAAGGAGGCUAUAUUGGAACGCAGAGCUGCGAGGCGGAAAUCUCUGGCGAACCGUCGAGUUUCGUUCGCACCAGAGGCGACUUUGCAUACGUGGAGCGUGAUGGAGCUUGCAGAGGACUCGACGACAAGCUCUGCCUCUAACUCCACGAGAAGACAAUCCUCAAUGACAGCCGCACAAUCACCGAUCAAAUCGAUAGCCUCGCCUGAAAGAGCCGAUCCGCCGUCAACCCCUGCUGAUCAGAUGGAGGAGCCGCUUGUCAAAGAAUCCCCCGCAAAACAGAGGGAUGCCCACCAAAAGAAACGGAGACGCCGAAGCUCAGGUCUGGCGGAACCUAUGCUGGAUGCAGCUGAAGAUAUGUAUUCGUCGAGCCCUUCAGGGGACGUCACCACAAAUAGUAGUCCCGUUCGCUUCGAGGAAGGUAUCGAGUCUUCGGAUGAGUCUGACACCGAUGGCGAUACAGCGAUGAGUCUAGAGGAUGCCACUUCACACACGGUAGCAUCUGAGGACUCCGGAUCGAGCACUCCUUCUAGCCUGGAAGAACGUCUGCGGCAGGCUGCCGAACAAGCUGGAACGCGCGGUAUAGACUAUGACGAGCAUGGCGGGGAAUUCCCUAUGGAGAUGGUCACCGGCACCAUGACGAACGCCUUUCAAGACUGGGCACAAGGCCGCGCCCAUGCAAGCAAAAGCGACGAGGUAUACGACCAGGAAAAUCCGAACCCAAAUAUAUCCUCGCUACCAGGAAAACAUGAGAACGACGCUGAGAACGACGACGAAAGCGAGGAUCAGAGUGGGGAGAUGAGUAUGGAUGUCACAAGUGCCGUUGGCGGUAUAGUUACAGGCCGAUCUCCCGGCAAGAAAGGUUCAAAAUCACCUAUCGCGCGUCGCCGAAGCAGCAUUCGCCGCCGCCGUUCGUCUGGCAAUGAAUCCAUGUUUGACGAGACCAUGGACUUUACAGCUAUACAAGGAGGGAUUAUCAGUGCCGGGAUUGAAGAAACGGUGAACAGCCGUGUGUCUGAUGAAGACAUCAGCAUGGAAUUCACACAAGCGGCUGGAGGCGUACUGAGCGGAGCUAUCACUCGCCACUCCAUUGUCUCCGAAGAGAGCGAUGAAAACGAGACCAUGGAUAUGACCGCAGCUGUUGGAGGGAUCUUGCCCCCUAUUGAGGAGCAGACCGAGCCUCAAACGGAUGUGGAAGAGCAGACCGUGGCUAUGGAUAUGACACGGGCGGUUGGUGGCAUCCUCAACAACAAUAACCUGGCGAUGAGGCAGUCUCCUGGAGAUACGGUGCUUCCUUCACCGCGACGCAGACAGGCUGAGCAAACCACCCCAAAAUCGCCACCCAAGACACACCAACACAGGACAUCUAUAGCUUCGGAAACAGGCAGUCCGAGUAUUGCUUUGAAGCCACGACUUUCAGGCAGAUCCCAGCGGAGCGCGACGAAGGCUGCUGCUACUCCGCAGACCGGACAGCAGCACAGCACACCGGUCAAGUCACAGACGAGAAUACAACAGGUCACCCCGUCAAAACAGAUCACUCCGCUUCCUGCGCGAGCUGCAUCUCCAAACAAAACUCCACUGUCUGCAAAUGUUUCACACAGAAGCGCUUCGCCAAAAAAGCUGUUUAAGGCUGAAAUCAAAUCGAGGACAUCACCAGCUUCCACGAAACGAAACGCACUGUUUUCACCAGGUAAUCAGACUCCCAGUGUCGUCCUGAAAGCACCCAAAUCACAGAGCGCCCGUCGACGGUCAAGUGGGAUUGGCAUUGACAAGGAUGGGAUUGGCUCUCCGCGAGUUACUGAACUCCUGGACCGACGAUCCUCGAUUGGAGACGCCGCACCUCAGUUUAAGCUUGUUAGUAUUGAGCCUACAACGCUGCGUUCUGAAGACCCCCAACAACUUGCGCAAGACGUCGAAGCUGAAAGAGCAGAGGAGCAGCGCCGAGAAAGCGGCAGGUUUGUCAUGGAGCAAGAAGCAGACGAGCCUCAAGACGAGAAUGUGACUUUGCAGCUCAAAGAUAUGAUCGAGUCGAUGACGCCGCAGAAAUCGAAAUCUGGCAAGCUCAAAGGUAGGAAGAGCCUUGCGGUUGGAGGUGCCAAAGGCCUCCUAGGGAAGAGGCCUGCAGAACUCGAUAUGGACGAUGAUGAUGAGGCCGAUUCGACCCCGAAGCGCUUAAGAGUGGUUUCGAGGGAGGGCAGCCCAGUUAAAAAGGUUCAUCUACCGAAGCCACCUACCAAGGACGAAACAACUGGCAGACUCGGCACUAGACUUCAGAAUUCACUGCAAGAGAUGGCUGACAAUGACAAUGCGACCCCAAGUCUCGGAGCACCAUCGCCGAACAAAAGCACUGUUGCACCUAGCCCAGCGACCACGAAGCGCUUCAAAGAUAUCAAGGUCAACGGCGAAGCAAGACCAGAGUCGUUCGAGGACAAACUUGACAAUGUGGUUGGAGCUAUUGACAUUUCCACAGUGCAGAUGGAAGAAGGAUCGGCCCGGAGUGAAGAGGACAAGAUCUCUCUUCAGCAGUUUUUGAACAUGACAAAUAUUCACUUCAUCGAACUGUCAACCACAAAAAGGAGGCACACAAUGGCACAGUCGAUGCCCGCCUUAGGAUCCCAGGCAAGUAUGGACGGCAGCGACACAGUGGACGACUUUGUUGCGGCAGCCACCACAUUGCCGCUCCUUGAACUGUACCAGCAUGCGACGAGGGAACUCAAGUCCUACAUCUCUGCAGGCCGCAAGAUCAUUCGCUCCAUUGAAGCAGAAACCCUUGCUGACCAGCCACCACUUUUCCGGGAAUACGUCGAUGCUCGCCCAGACGUAAAAAUAGUGAUGGAUAACCAAUUCCGCAAUGGCAAGGCCAAUGCUCGCUUGCAGAGCAAGGAGGGAUGGUAUCAAUGGCGAGCACAACUAGUAGAAGGCCUCAAAAACGGGCUAGAGGGUAUCGACCAGGGCAUACAAGCGGACCUUCGGCUCUUGCGGCAGCAGCAACAGACGCUGGAUUCUGUGCUUCCCCGGCUGAAUCAAGAACGAACUGGACUCGAAGGCCGGAGGGCAUCGCUACAGCAGAGCCUGGAAGAACUGGACAGCAUUCACCAUGAAUCUUUGACCAAUUGCCGACGAGAGUUACAGAGUGCCGACGAAUAUUGUCUCCAAAGAUCUGCUUUGCUCGAUUCCUUGCGCGAACAAAUGAGAGAAAAAGAAGAAGCACUACUAGCUGCCGCCGAACUGAAGACUGAGAUGAAAGAUCAGAUUGCAGAAGCAGAUCGAGUAAGAGAAGAGAACAAAGGUUGGCCGGUAGCCGAUGUCCUGAACCUCAGGUCAAGGGUUGAUGCCAUCGAGAAACAGACUGGCUGGCGCUUGGUUACUGCGGAAGAAGAGGUGGAUGAACCGACCGAGUUUGGGCCUGCGCUCACCAUGAUGUACAAGGAUGACCUGCGACUCUUCUUUUACCCUCAAGCUUUCCAAUACAAGGCUUCAGAUGCACCACGGCGCAGAUCCGGAAGGAGAUCAGCAUCGACAAGCGGUCCCACUGCCCCUAUCAGCCUGACUUACGCUCCCGCCGACCAAGAGGACUCGGACGACAAACAACUAGAGCCGCCGACCGAGAAACGUUUCUUCUUACAGUUAGUCAGGAGCCAACUGCACGCUUUCGCUAUGAUGCCAAAGCGGUCAGUAUCAUCUAAGACUAUGCUAUCAUCUGUUUCUCAAGGCUGGGAUCUUGCAUGCAAAAUUUCCCAAGAGCUUCGACUUCUGAACCUCGUGGGCAUCACGACAGCCUCAAUCCUAAGUGACGAGAAACUGGGAGUUAAAGUCGUUCUGAUCAUCCCCAAACAAGGGCGGGUCGACGUUGAGUUCGCAGUGACUGUCGCGAUUCUGAACGACGGCGACAUCGUUGCUUCAACCGGCGUAACUGCGCACGCAGUCUACGGACGUUGCGUGGAAUUGCUGAGCGGUGGAAAGGGUAGGAAAGUGCAGCACGCGUUGGGCAAGGAGGCCGAGAGCAGAGUCCUGGGUGAGGGUGCGUUCGUCAGUGCAAUCCACGGCUUCGAAGAGUGGUUGCGUGGACAGGACAAGACAAGACAGGCGACGAAGGAGGAAGUCGUGACUGCGUCUGCCCCUGAGCCUGCUUCCUCGGCCGUUCUCUCUCAAGCGACAACUACAGCACUCCCUUCGACGUCGACGUCGACCUCAGCUUCCACUCCAGCGGCCCCCAAGCGGUCCCCUCUGGCCCCUAAACGAAUCAACUCCCUCCAAAAGAAAGCCCUCCCCGUCCCCAAGCAGCGGCUCGAAAAGUGGAAUCCUCCUCAGCCUCAGCCUGUGUUCCAACAACACCAACACCCGGCCGCCGAGAAAGAGAACUUCAACCCCUCCUUGUCCGUCUCGGGCAAGAUGUCCGCUCAGCGGCACCAACAGCCGGCCCAGCUGGAGGGAAAUCGCGCCGUUGACCCAGCCGCGUGGGAGGACGUGGUGCCCCGCGCGGCCAUCCCGCCGGAGAUGCAGGAGGCCAUGAUGCACACGCCCAUCAAGCGCGUGGGUGCAUUGCGGCGCAGUCCCAUCUGAGAGCUCGCCCGGGCGAUGCCCCUGAUGAUCUGGUAUGAUGUGAUGUGAAUCGGAGUUUUGGGCAUGUUUAGCUUUGGUUUUGACUAUGCAUUUGGAUUUGGAUUUGGAUCGGUGUGGCUUGGACUAGUUGCUAGCAUUGGAUUGAAAUCCCCAUGGUUGGUUGAUUGAUUGAUUAACUGGUUUCCUGCAUCUCCUGAGAGCGGGAGUUGGAAAGUGAAGGUGUGGUAGUGUAACAACCAUUCACAACAUCAAGCAGAGUAGUAUGUACAGGAGAAACAGGAGACAAGCUAAGAUGAGAGCAACCUCUGUUUGUGCCCUGGGACGACAUCACCGAGAAGCGAG